This is a messenger RNA of Numida meleagris (helmeted guineafowl), 348 nucleotides long. RefSeq names its product canopy FGF signaling regulator 2 (gene CNPY2). Gene Ontology annotation, cellular component: endoplasmic reticulum. The record is from RefSeq and is a predicted model, not a curated record. NCBI's taxonomy places the organism in Eukaryota, Metazoa, Chordata, Aves, Galliformes, Numididae.
CAGAUCUGUGCGACCACGCGCUGCACCUCCCGCACGAUGAACUGUGACACCAACGGCCCCGGGCUGCGCUGACCCCGUGACAAUGCCACGCUGCCCCACAGCCUCGGCCCCGUCCCCGCUCCGGGGGGGGGACUCUCUCGUCCUAUUUAUUCCCCGUCCGUCCGCCGCCGCGUGGGCACGGACGCGUCCUUCGGUUGGGGACGUUCCGGUGGCUGAUGCGCGGCUCCAGGCUCUCUCCGCUGCUGCCUGGGGACAGCGUGGGGACAGCGUGGGGACAGCGGUGCUGCUGCGGGUUCGUCGGGCACCCGGGGCCCAAUCCGGGAAGCAAUAAAUGGGGCCCAACUUGGG